CUAACUCACCUAGCUAAGUUUGCCCUCUACUCUUGUAGAGAUGGCACUUGGAUUUUUUCUGUUUUGCACCUGGCUAAAUAUGGCCUGUGGAGAUGGGCACUGGUGUGAAAGGACUGUCCAGGUGACUGAAGAAGAAAUUGUUACACCACGACAAGAAGGAAAGGUGCCAUGUAUUAGUAUCUACCAGUACAACUUAGAAGGCUGGCAACUUGACAGAGAAAAGAUGCACCAGGUGUAUGGAAGUGAUGCCGAGAUUGUUAAUCAUUAUUCAAAAAAUGAGCCUAGUGCCAUGUGCUUCAUAUACAAACCACCAAAGACAAAAGCAGCAGUAGUCAACCAAACUGAGAAAGCCUGCUGUGAGGGAUGGAGUGGUCCUGAAUGUCAGAAGGUUAUUCGGGAGUACAGAAGCAUGGAAGAAGCUGGAAGUGUCACUUUUGUCAGAGGUGAAGGUUCUUCAGCUAUUGAUUUUUGGGGCCUGUUUAACAAACUUAUCCAGUGCCUUCUAAUCAGUUUGAGAGCAAUUUCUACACCAGGCAAAGAUGUUUGUCAGUAUGCUCUCAAUCGUAUCUCUGUAGAAGACGUGGGAUCUGUUGGCCGUUGUUUUUCCACCUGGAACUGCCAGGAGUUUUAUGGAGUAAGCAAUAUAUCAGUGCUGUCCAUGGAAGCAUGCUGUACUUCCCUAUGGGGUCAUAGCUGGAAAAACACUUCUUCAGACACCUGUCUCUCCUGUUCUUAUACCUUCUUCACAGAAGCACAACCCUUGGCCCUACUCAUGAAACCAUUCAUGAAACUAUCAACUACCAUGAUUGUAGCAGGUCGGGAUUACCGCUUCUUUGCAACCUGCAUGAGCUGGAGUGGAUUUCAUUAUCGUACCUUCGAUGGAAAACACUUCCACUUUAAUGGCAGCUGUACCUACAACCUGGCAUCUUCAAUGGAUGGUACCUGGGCCAUUUAUAUCAUGAAUGCAAAAUGGGAUGCAGCAGUACUUCGGAUGAUGUUUGGACUAGAUCUUGUUGUUGCAGAACAGAGAACCGUGUCAAUUAAUGGUGCUUCUGUUCCAGAAGGGAUACCUCACUUUCAGAAUGGAAUCAGCAUUCGUUGGCUGGGCGAUUUCAUUUUCAUAGAAAGUGGACUUGGGAUACGGGUGAAGUACGAUGGUGAUCAGACAGUCUACAUCACAGUAAAUUCUGAGCUAAAGGGCACCACCCGUGGCUUGUGUGGCAUAUACAACGACGACUCUCGUGAUGAUUUUACACUGACUGGCGGAACAGUAUCUCGCUUCUCUGCAAGUUUUGGAAACUCAUGGCAAAUUCCAGAUUUGAACCCACAGGUUAGAAUUUAUUCUUAUUUCUCUUUUUUUUUAUUUUCUUCUUUACAAGCAAAAGCAGACAAGAAGCAAUGUGACAGACACAAGGUAUACUCUGAUUGUGUGUCCACCUGUCCUGCAAGUUGUGCUGCUGUGGAAACAACAGAGGCCCAGCACUGUCGGGAUGAGUGCGUGAGUGGCUGUGAGUGCCCACCAGGAUUUUAUCUGGAGCAUGGAGACUGCGUGAAGAGAGAGGAGUGUCCUUGCUAUCAUCGACGCCAGAGAUACCUUUCUGGGCAAAGCAUAAACCAGAAAUGUAACCAGUGUGUUUGCUCUGGUGGUCAGUGGCAAUGCUCGCAAGACCGAUGUGCAGCAGAGUGCUCCAUACUGGGAGAUGCACAUUACAUCACCUUUGACAAGAAGAGGUACUCCUUCCUGGGGGACUGUGACUACAUUUUGGUGCAGGAUUUUGUGGAUAAGAAGUUGAUGAUAACUGCUGAGAAGGGAGACUGUGGCAAUAAAGGGGCAGCUAAUUGCCUCCAUGCUGUCAGUAUCACCAUUUAUAAGACCACCGUUAGACUCCGAACAACAGGUGACGUUACAGUAAAUGGACAGGAAGUUACUCUUCCUUUUAUUAAUGCUGACUUGUCAGUCAGAAAAGCAUCCUCCUCCUUCCUGCUCAUUCAGACGUUUGGUGUUAAUUUUCUGUGGGGGCUGGAGGUGACUGUAGCCUACAUCACUCUGCAGCCAGUUUUUGCAAACAAGGUCAGGGGAUUGUGUGGAACCUACAACUGGAACCAGAAUGAUGACUUCACCACACCGGAAGGAGAUAUUGAAGCCACGACUGUAGCAUUUACCAACAAGUUCAGAACGUCCCUUGCCUGUCCUGCAGUUAGUAGUCACUAUAACUUUGACCCCUGUGGGACAUAUGCCCAACGCAGAGAGUAUGCUGAGCAAGUCUGCAGAAUAAUACACAACCCUGAAUUUGAGCCUUGUCACAACUUGGUUGAUCGGGAACCAUAUUAUCAGCUUUGUUUGUAUGAUGUUUGUGGAUGCACAGCCAGUAAGAACUGCCUUUGCAAUUCCAUAGCAGCCUAUUCCAGACAAUGUGCACUAGAGGGUACCAUCCUCAAAUGGCGUAACAAGACAUUGUGUUCUGUACAGUGUUCAGGUGGACAGGUCUAUAGUGAGUGCUCCAGACCAUGUGGUAACACCUGUGCUGACUUACAUCUUGAGACUGGCUGCGGGGCAGUAAGUGGAUGUGUGGCUGGAUGUAACUGCCCUGAAGGUCUUGUCAUAGAUGGCAGUGGUCAAUGUGUUCUCAUCGGUAUGUGUCCAUGCCACUAUGGGGAGACACUGCACUCUCCUGGAAGCUCUGUUCAAAAAAGUUGUAACAACUGCACUUGUGAAGAUGGUGUUUGGAAAUGCACAGAUCUAAGCUGUCCAGAGGUUACCUAUUGCCCCAACAAUCUGAUUUAUGCUUUUCACUCUUGUCUGCAUACGUGUGACACCAUUGACAAAAAUGGCACAUGUUCAGAGCUUUAUGAUGGUUGUGUGUGCCCUGAAGGCACUGUGCUAUUGGGAAAUGAGUGUGUGCCUCCAGAGGACUGCCCAUGUCACCACAAUGGUGUGGUGUAUAAUCCCAAUGACACCAUCGUAGAGGACUGCAACACUUGCAUCUGCAGGAACCGACAUUGGCAGUGUAGUAACAUGCACUGCACUGGAACAUGUGUGGCAACAGGUGACCCCCACUACAUUACAUUUGAUGGAAGAGCUUACACCUUUCUGGGAGACUGUGAAUAUAUACUGGCACAUGAGAGUAAUGGGCUCUUUACCAUCACAGCUGAAAAUGUGCCCUGUGGCACUGGCGGAGUCACCUGCACAAAGUCUGUUCUUGUGACAAUUGGGAACACAGUAAUACAUAUGAUGAGAGGCAAGGAUGUAACUGUGAACGGUGCAGCGGUGAGAAUACCAAAGAGGUAUAGUGGUAAUGGACUGCUGUUGGAGAAAGCUGGAAUCUUUCUAAAUCUUAUAUCCAAAAUUGGACUGACAGUCCUUUGGGAUGGAGGUACCAGGGUCUAUAUAAAACUUGAUCCAUCACUGCAAGGUCGAGUAGGUGGACUGUGUGGAAACUUUGAUGGAGACACUGAAAAUGAUUUUACUACUAGACAAGGCAUUGUAGAGCCAACAUCUGAUGUAUUUGCCAAUUCCUGGCGUGUGAGCGAAACAUGUCCUGAGGCACACUAUGAUGAAACCUCUCACCCAUGUACGAGGAACCCACAUCGUGUGACCUGGUCCAGGAAACGCUGCAACAUUCUUACACAAGCUGUUUUUUCUCCUUGUCAUGCUGAGGUGCCAUACCAACAGUUCCUUGACUGGUGUAUCUUUGAUGCUUGUGGCUGUGACUCAGGUGGUGAUUGCGAGUGCCUAUGUACAGCUUUGGCAGCAUAUUCUGAGCAAUGCAGCAGACACGGAGUAUAUAUCCGUUGGCGUUCCCAGGAACUUUGUCCGAUGCAGUGUGACAGAGGCAUGGUGUAUGAACCUUGUGGUGCUGCUUGCCCAAAGACUUGUCAGAAUAUGUUAGAAGAACCUGAACCACACUGCAAGUCCAUCUCCUGCGUAGAGGGCUGCUUCUGUCCUCAGGGCAUGGUCCUCCAUGAUGACUGUUGCUUUGAAACAAAGGACUGCCCAUGCUACUGGGAUGACACACAGUUUCCUGCUGGGGCCACUGUUAGCCAGGACUGCAGAAACUGCACAUGCCACAGUGGUCAGUGGCACUGCACUGGACAGCCUUGUGGACCUGAUAUGCCCUGCCAGGACAAUGAGUUCUCUUGUAAUAGUGGACGGUGCAUCCCAAAUGUGUGGGUGUGUGAUAAUGAAGAUGAUUGUGGUGAUGGUUCUGAUGAACUCUGUCUGCCAACCUGCAGUGUACAAGAGUUUCAGUGCAUGAAUGGAGAAUGUAUCCCAGAGAUCUUUCGAUGUGAUGGACAAACUGACUGUGCUGACCACUCGGAUGAAAAAGGAUGCCUGACUAUCAACUGUAUGGCUGGGGAAUUCAGAUGUGCAAAUGGAAGGUGUAUCUCACGAGCCAGUGUUUGUGAUGGAGUCCUAGACUGUGGGUUUGCAGAUGAUUCUGAUGAAGCAGGAUGUGAAUCCUUGUGUGGUGCAGCUGAAUUCCGAUGCUCAUUUGGGAAAUGUGUAAUGUACAUCCACCGUUGUGAUGGCCACGAUGACUGUGGGGACUACAGUGAUGAACGAAACUGUGUGUGUGGGCAGAAUGAAUUUCAAUGUGAGGACAGUCGCUGCCUUAGCAGAACAAAGGUGUGCAAUGGAAAAUACGACUGCUCAUCUGGAAUUGAUGAGUUGGUUUGUACAGCACCAGGACAAGUGACUUGUGCCCCAGGACAGCUGGCAUGUGGUGAUGGUUCCUGUAUCAGUAUAAGCCUGGCUUGUGAUGGAGUGUCUGACUGCAAAGAUGGAGCAGAUGAAAACCUAAUUCAAUGCUUGAUUGGUACUUUGGCCCCACCUGGCACCUUGAGACCAGUGUCCCUGUCUGAUAACCAAACAACAGUAAUCAGGAAACCCUGCAGUGAAUAUGAGUUUCCAUGUGGCAGUGGCGAGUGUACACCACUCGGCUGGGUUUGUGACAAUGAGAUGGAUUGCUCGGAUGGUAGUGAUGAAGACACCUGUAAUAGGACCUGUGCUCUAAAUGAAUUCCAAUGCCAGUACAGCAAGGAAUGCAUCCAUGAUGUGCAGCUGUGUGAUGGUAUACCUCAGUGCAGGGACCAGUCAGAUGAAAGCAUCGAUAACUGUGGAUCUACUGAAAUCCCUUCAUGUCCUGGCAAGUUUGCAUGCAACAACAGUUUAUGUGUUAACAUCUCCCAAGUGUGUAAUGGAAUUCAAGACUGUCCUGGUGGAGAUGAUGAAAUGGCUUGUGCAACUGCUACAUCUCCUUUGGGACCUCCAAAUGCAACAAACAUCACAUGCAAUGAGUAUAGUUGCUCUGAUGGGAGAUGUAUUACGUUCAAGCAGGUAUGCAAUGGUAUAGCUGACUGCUUUGAUGGAAUGAACUCUUCUUUGAUGGUGCCAUCUGAUGAACAAGAUUGUGGACUUUGGUCUCCCUGGACCCCAUGGACAGACUGCAGCCAGACCUGUGGGAUGGGAAUGCAAACAAGAAGGCGUACCUGUGCUGGUCCAACAAGUGACAUACUGCAUAAGUGCCAGGGUGAAGACACACAGGUGCAGCAAUGUUUCUCCAUUGCUUGCCCAGUCGAUGGAAAGUGGCAAGAGUGGACAACAUGGUCAAACUGUACAAAGAACUGCAGUGGAGUGGUGAUUCGUCAUCGAGAAUGUAUCCCUCCACAAAAUGGUGGGAAGAAUUGUCCAAUCGUGCCAGGAUCAACCUCACCUCACCUGGAUAUCAAACCUUGUCAUGAAGAUGGCUGUGAGAACAUUACCAUUUGCCCUGAUGGUCUUGCAAUCCAGGACUGUGCUCCAUGCCCUUUAACUUGUGCAGAUUUGUCCAAAGACGAAAACUGUGAGAAAGACAGAGCCUGCUUUUCAGGAUGCUGGUGUCCAAAUGGACUGGUGCUGGACAGUGAUAAUAAAUGUGUGCCCCCGGAAGAGUGUCCUUGUGAACUUGAGGGGGUUAAGUACUGGCCAGGACAGCUUGCCAAGGUUAACUGUCAGAUUUGCAGGUGUCAUAAAGGAAAACUGGAUCAGUGCCGAAGUAACCCUGAAUGCUCAGUGAACUGUGGCUGGUCAUCAUGGUCCAGCUGGGGUGACUGUCUAGGGCCUUGUGGUGUUCAGAGUGUCCAAUGGUCUUUCCGUAGCCCAAAUAACCCUACUAAACAUGGAAGUGGAAAACAGUGCAGAGGAAUUUAUCGCAAGGCUCGCAGAUGUCAAACACCACCUUGUGAGGACUGUGAACACCAAGGGGAAAAACAUAUCAUUGGUGAUCGCUGGAAAGAUGGGAUUUGUGAAGUCUGUCAGUGCCUGUCCAAUCUGACAGUGCAGUGUUCAGUUUACUGUUCCUACACAACAACAGGAUGUCCUGAGGGUCAGACUUUGGUGGAUAGCACCACAGAACAUUGCUGCUACUGUUCUGAAGAAGGUAAAAACCAAACGAGUGCUCCCACACGGACACCAAUGUCAACCUUUAUGACAAGUGAGACUCCAGGUGGACCUCAUCUUUACAGCACUCCUCCUUCUCCCUUCAUCACUUAUCCUCUUCCAGCAGAAGAUAUGUGCUACAAACCACUUGGACUAAGGGCAUUUCCUGAUAAGAGCUUCACUGCUUCAUCACAGUUACCAGAGAAUCCAGCCCACGCUGGGCGCCUGAACUUCUCAGUUACACAUUUAGACCUACAAGGUUGGGGUCCAGAUCCUGAUGAAUAUAAUCAGUUGCAACCCGACCAUCCAUACCUGCAAAUUGACCUUCUGAAACCACAGAACAUCACAGGUGUUGUUGUACAAGGAGCUGGCUCUUUUGACACAUAUGUCACAUCUUUUCGUAUCCAAUUCAGUGGCAAUGGAAAAACAUGGUAUAACUACCAGGAACUGACAAGUGAUGGCAGGCCACUGCCUAAGAUUUUUAGAGGAAACUUUGAUGAUUCUACCCCAGUGACCAAUAGAUUCAAGAGGCUGAUUUCUGCUCGUCAUGUUCGAAUUAUCCCACAGGACUUUCAUAAUGGGAUCUACAUGCGACUGGAACUGAUGGGCUGUGCUGAAGGUAUAUUUCCAUCUGCUGCACCAGUCAGCCAUUGGUGGUGCCAGGGCUCCGAAUUUUACUGUAUCACAUCAGGCAGAUGCAUCGACCUUCUGCGGAGAUGUGACGGCAUUGAUGACUGCGAGGAUGGAAGUGAUGAGAAAGGCUGUGCUUCCCCCACUGUUAGAAGCACAGGAGCAGAAACAGUUUGGUUCACUACCUGGCAGCCAUUCAUUUCACAAGAAGCAACAGGAAGAUACACCAUUCCAUCUUUUUAUACAAAGGAGGCAGUAACCAUUCCAGGAAAACCAGUCCCUGGGACUGGUAAACCAGAUCUCUGGCUCUCAGGGAUAACAACUGCUUCCAGCAGAGGGAGAACUCCAGGAGGAAAAGAGUUACCUGAACCCACAGGUCCCUGUAACUCUCCUCUUGGGUUGGAAGAUGGAAGAAUUCACUUCCAGCAACUUACAGCAUCUUCAUAUAAAGACAGCAAUCCACCUGAUGCAGGACGUCUCAAUAUAGUGCCAAACAUGUUUAACAUGGAUCCAGGAUGGAGUCCCUUGCCUCAAGACUCAGCUCCUUAUUUUCAGGUUGACUUCUUAGAACCAACUUUUAUCUCUGGGGUCAUCACACAGGGUGGAAUGAGGUCUGGAGGAUAUGUUACCAAAUAUAUGCUAACAUAUAGCUCAGAUGGUGUCAAGUUCUUCAACUAUACAGAAGGUGUCACAGGAUCCACUAUGGCUAAGGUAUUUCAAGCUAACGCAGACAGCACUACUCCUGUGAGAAGGGGUUUGAGAAAGAUAAUUCUUGCUCGCUUCUUACAAAUUCUUCCACUUGAAUACCACAGGGGCAUCUACUUACGGAGUGAAAUUCUUGGGUGUCCUGUAGGGCAGAAGGAAGUUGCGCCAAGUACUGGACAACCUGGAAUUCAGACUGCAACUGGAGUUUUCAACACUACUGGAAUUACAGGUACAAAACCAGUAUCAGGAGUGGCAAUGCACACUGGAGUGGGUAUCACUGGACAAUCUGGAAUUCAUGACAAGACAGGUGUGACAGGAAAACAAGGUCUUUUUGUGCCAUCUGCUGCUGUUCCUUUCACGAUGACAGCAUUUUCUGGUGAUCCAGGAAUUAGACACACUGAGAAGCCACUGGGGCCAGGGCCAAUCCAUGUGUCAGCUGGGAUACAAAGUAGAACCACCAAAACAGGUCAAGGUACACCUAAUCAUGAGGGUCCUACCACUCCCUUUAAGAGUGCAUCAGCACAGCCAGGCUUGAUCACAGGGGAACCUGCGCUGAAUGUGCUAUCAAGCCUCAGCAGUAAACCAAGCCUAGUUUCACAAGGAAGAAUUCCCCACAUUUUCACUCCAUCAGAGGAUGGAUACCGAGGCUCUCCUAAACCAGGCACACCACCCCAGUGGCCAAAAAAAGUUGAGGAGACCUCUGCUGGCUUUGGUGAAUGGGCAUAUUCAGAAAGGGUCUGGCCAUCUCCACCACCUAUGUCAAACUUUCCAGCCACCAGAGACAUGUAUAAUGAACUGGGGAUUCAAAUAACCAGACCAGUAAGCCCUGGGGAAGAAGGAAGGACAGAGCCAGGCCUCAGACCAGUGAGACCAAUGCCCACUUUUCAGCAGUUUACCAGUACUGUCAGCCAUGUUGACGUGUGGAAAGAGCCAGGUCAGGGAAUUACAGAAUCAUCUUGGAUCACCCAAAGAACAUUUAGACCAGGACAUCAUGAGGGCUUACCCACUGCUCCUUUUAUACCAGAGCCAACAGUCACAGGAGCUACAGCCCAUGGAACCGUGUCAGCCUUACCAAGAGCAAACUGCACAAAGAAUGAGUUCCAGUGUGAAUCUUUUGGAUGUAUCAACUCUGCAUUUGUUUGUGAUGGUCAGCGAGACUGCCUUGAUGGAUCAGAUGAGAAAUAUUGUGGGCUCUUACCUACAAAUGUUCCCCAUUUCAUAACACCUGUAGCCACUUCUACCAUAUUUCCAAGCCAUUGCUCUGCAAAGCAGUUUGCCUGUUCCAAUGGUGAAUGUAUUCAAAGAGAGAGAAGAUGUGACUUCCGUCAGGACUGCCAGGAUGGCUCUGAUGAAAUUGGAUGCGGUGACUGCAUCUUAUCAUCGUGGAGUGCCUGGAGUAGCUGCACUAAGACCUGCGGCAUAGGCAGAAGGUUCCGGCAGAAGGAGGUAUUGAGGAAAGCACUUCCAGGGGGCAAAUGUCAAAGUGCAAUCUUUGACAGCAGGUCCUGCUUCAUCCAAGCCUGUCCAGUUAAUGGUGGUUGGUCAUCAUGGAGCCCAUGGUCAGAAUGUGAUGCAGAGUGUAAUGGAGGAACAAGAUCUCGGAGCAGGAACUGCAUAAACCCACCACCUAAAAAUGGGGGUAGAUACUGCCCUGGGGAUGCCCUCCAAAUGGAAGUAUGUAACCUCCAGAUGUGUUCCGGUACCACAGGUUGUAGUCCAGGACUGACUGCUUUUAGUACGGAGGAUUGUGAGAGGCAGAAGAUGAUCCCCUGCCCACCGAACUGUAGAGAACGGAACUUACCAAUUAAUUGCACCUCUCCAUGUGUUGAUGGGUGCCGAUGUCCAGAAGGAUUAUAUCUUCAGGGAGACCAGUGUGUGAAUGUGAGUGAUUGCCUGUGUCACUUACAGAACGAGACAGUGCCACCCGGUGAAGUCUUGAUGAGAGAUAACUGCAGCCGCUGCAUCUGCCAGAAUGGGAAGUUGUCCUGUGAUGAAUCAGAUUGUCCAGUGCACUGUGGCUGGUCGGCCUGGUCUCCUUGGACACCAUGUGAUCGAACUUGCGGUAUAGGAAUUCAAGAAAGAUACAGAUCAGCUACUAAUCCCACUUCUACAAAACAUGGAUCUCUGUGUUUUGGGGACUCUGCUGAAGUGCAGCAAUGUUAUGUGUCAUGUGAAUCAGGGCAUGACUUGGAGCCAGGUACCUGGACAGAGUGGACUCCCUGGUCCUCAUGUAGCAAGACAUGCUUCUAUGAUGUGAAUGAUCUGGGGGUGCAGCGGAGGUUCCGAUUCUGUAACAGCGCACCAAGAAACAAGACAGAAUGUACAGGAGAAUCAGAAGAAAAACAGUUCUGUAGUACACAACCAUGUCCAGUUGUUGGUGGAUGGAGCCAGUGGUCCAAGUGGUCUGAGUGCACUACUACCUGUGACUCUGGAAUUCAGACUCGCAGUCGGAUCUGCAACAACCCCAUCCCAGGUCAUGGAGGGCCAGACUGUCUAGGACCCUAUAUACAGACUCGAGACUGCAAUACUAUGCCCUGCAAAGAGAUUUGCCCUGAAAAUAUGCAGUAUCAAACUGCAGAGGACUGUAUAAGCAAGGGUGGAGCCUGUCCUCGUAUUUGUCUUGAUGUGACGUCCACAGUAGAGUGUGCUACAAUAUGUUAUGAUGGAUGCUACUGCACAGAGGGAUUGUUUCUACAGAAUGACACCUGUGUACUGCAGAGCGACUGCAUGUGUUACUAUCAGGGAGAGCUGUACCAGCCAGGGCAAACUAUUCAAGGAGACCCAUGCAACAACUGCACAUGUUCAUUUGGAAAGAUGGAGUGUGGAUCUGUCCUUUGCCCAGUUGAUUGUGGCUGGAGUGUCUGGACAUCUUGGAGCUCCUGCAGUAAAACCUGUGAUGUGGGAACUCGACGGCGCUACCGAUCUGGUACCAAUCCUCCUGCUGCCCAUGGAGGGAAGGACUGUCAAGGAUCAAAUAUACAAAUAGAAUUCUGCAGCCUGAAGCCAUGUAAACGUCCAGCAUCCCCGUGGGGUCCCUGGUCUCCUUGUUCAGUAUCUUGUGGUGGAGGAUAUAAAAACAGAACUAGGAUUGGAAGUUUUACACGUAGCACUGAAUUUGCUCCUUGCAAUGUCCAUCCCUGUGGGGACGGCAAAGACUGCCCACAUGGCAAAGUAUGGAAGACAUGUUCUGAAGGCCCACUAACCUGUUUGGAUCUCAGUAUGGAAGAAGAAAGCAUAACUUGUGAAUCAGGCUGCUAUUGCCCUGACAGCAUGGUGUUAAAGGAUGGUCAACACUGUGUCCCCGUAUCUGAGUGUCCAUGUACUGAGAGUGGAGAAAUGUAUGCUCCUGGAGCAGCUGUAGUGAGAUACUGCAACAACUGCUCCUGUGUAGAUGGACAGAUUUCAAACUGUACCCAGCUGACUUGUAAUGUCAGUGGAGGUUGGUCAGACUGGACUCCUUGGAGUGAGUGCUCAGCUUCCUGUGGAAAUGGCAUUCAGAAUCGAUACAGAUUUUGUACAAACCCUGCCCCUUCUGGAUAUGGCCUUCCUUGCAUUGGAACAAACCAAGAAGAGCAGUUGUGUGACAUCCAGCCAUGUUCACGAAGCGGAAACUGGAGUGAUUGGAGCGCAUGGACCACCUGCAGCAGGACUUGUGGAGGAGGCAUUCAAACACGUAGCCGAGCCUGUGACAACCCACCACCGGAGAGACAAGGGGAUUUCUGUGAAGGUCCUAGUACUGAAGUGCAGUCAUGUAAUGCAGACAGCUGCCCAGUGGUUGACUGCUCUUCUGUUAUUGGAUCUAUAUACAGCAGCUGUGGUCCGUCCUGUCCAAGAUCUUGCGAUGACCUCUCACUCUGUAUAUGGACCUGUGAACCAGGAUGCUACUGUACUGGUGGGAAGGUACUGAACAAAAAUAGGACAGCCUGUGUGGACAGGAAGGACUGCACCUGUCUGGACAUCCUGACCGGAGGGAGAUAUCUUCCAGGAGAAUCUUUUCUCCGAGGAGAUGGCUGCACUAAUUGCACUUGCAUAAAGGGAAGGCUGACCUGCUCAAACCGACAGUGCACAGUGUCUGGCAGAUGGUGUGAGUGGUCCAACUGGACUCCAUGCACAAAGACAUGUGGUUCUGAAAUGGUAACAAGAUACCGGACCUGCUCUUGUCCAAGUCCUCAGAAUGGUGGCGCAACCUGUGAAGGUGAACAGCAAAAAUAUGGAGAAAUCACAGCACAACUGGAGAAGAAAGAAUGCCCAUGGAUAUCAUUCUGUCCUGUUGAUGGAAGCUGGAGCUCUUGGUCUCCCUGGUCUCCUUGUGAUGCAUGUGUAGGAAACACAGUGCGGACAAGGCAGUGUAUGAGCCCACCAGCCAGAUAUGGAGGUGUACCAUGCCAAGGGGAAUCAAUUCAAAGCCGAAUUUGUUCAGAUAAUGCCACCAUUUGCUCAGAGUGUGGAGGUGGCCAGGUCCAUUAUGAGUGUGGGAAGCCCUGCCCCAGGACAUGUGAAGAUCUCCAUUUUGACAUGAUGUGCCUGGAGAGUUCUGAAUGUCAGCCAUCAUGUGGAUGCCCACAAGGAGAAGUAUUGCAGAACGGAGUUUGUAUUGACCCAUCUGAUUGCCGCUGCAGAUACCACAACACUUCUUUUGGUGUUCUUGAUGUAGAGAAUGGGACAGCUGUUUGGACUGGUCAGGCACAGUGGGAUUACUUGGAGCCAGGAGAAUAUUUGGGAAUACCAUGCCAAAACUGUACCUGUGACACUGGACAUUUAAAGUGUACCCCUGACCCUUUCUGCAUAGUAGAUGGUGGAUGGAGUACCUGGAGUCCGUGGUCAUCAUGUUCACAGACUUGUGGUGGAGGAAUCCAGUAUAGAUUUCGAGAAUGUAACAAUCCAGCACCCCAGAAUGGAGGGCAUGGCUGCCCUGGAAAUACCACAGAGCAACAGCGAGACUGCAACACUUUGCGGUGUGAGGGUUCAAGGCUGUGGAGCAUUUGGUCUACAUGGUCUCGGUGUAGUGUCACUUGUGGAGGAGGUGAGCAGACACGGACACGGACUUGUCUUCAAACUGAGUGUGAGGGACUUGCUGUACAGAGUAAAACCUGUAACACACAAGUCUGUCUUGAGGUAGGCUGCCCAACUGACCGUCUUUACCGAGAAUGUGUGGAUGGAGAAGGCUGUCCUUAUAGUUGUGACCACCUGACCCACAAGAUGGACUGCUUUUCCGAUGGCUGUGAGGAGGGAUGCCACUGUCCUGUUGGCACGUAUAUCUACAGGGAUUCUUGUGUCAAGGAGUGUCCCUGUAUCCUGGAUGUAGACUCUGUUCAGCUGUUUCAGAACCAUUCCAAUCAGAUGUUGUACCCCUUCUUUGUUCAUACUGAUAGAGGGUCUACACUUACUCCAGGGGAAGAGAUUUUAUCAGGUGAAACUAUCUGGCAAGAAUGCAGCAACUGCACUUGUGAUAAUGGACAGCUGAACUGUACCUUUUCACAUUGUUCUUUGGAUGGAGGAUUCUCUCCAUGGAGUCCCUGGGGAUCUUGCUCUCUUACCUGUGGUGGAUUGGGCCAUAAGACUAGGACCCGUAACUGUACCAACCCUCCACCAGCUAAUGGAGGAAAAGAUUGCCAUGGUCCUACAGUUGAAACCAAAUAUUGCCAGACCCCAGACUGUGCAGUUGGCCCAACAAAGGAACCCGUGACCAUUCACAUAGAUUCUCGUGAAGGUUUUGGGCCAUGGACUUCAUGGACUCCUUGUUCGAAGACUUGCUCAGAUCCAGAUCAUCCUGCUGUAAAAAUACGGACCCGAUUCUGUCCAGAUGGCUUAAACUGUACAGGAGAAUCAACACAAGAACGGGCAUGCAACCUUCCUCAGUGUAAAGAUGAGCCAGUAUGUCAAGGGGAAGACUGUGAUUCCAGAAAUUGCUCGUGGAAUGUCUGGUCAACAUGGAGUGAAUGUUCACGAUCUUGUGGAGUUGGGCAACAGCAGCGCCUUCGCACGUAUAAUCCUCCUGGUGCAAAUGGGUCCUGGUGUGAAGGCAUCUUGACAGGGCACUUACAAACACGCUUUUGUAACAUACAGGCUUGUGUAGUGGAUGGAGGAUGGACCAGAUGGAGUCCUUGGUCUUGGUGUGACAGGACAUGUGGAGGUGGCAAGUCCCUCAGAACCCGUUCAUGUACCAGCCCACCACCGAAGAAUGGAGGAAAAAACUGUCCCGGUGAAAAGUAUCAAGUCCGGAUCUGCAAUCUCAACCCUUGUGAUGAUGAAGGCUGCCCAUCUGACAUGGUAUAUGUGGACUGUGCCAACAAGUGUCCACGGCAUUGUUCAAACUACCAGCAAGGUAUCAUCUGCAAGGAAAUUGAAAUGUGUGAACCAGGCUGCCAGUGUCCCAAAGGAAUGCUGGAACAAGAUGGCUCUUGUGUUUUUCCUUGGCAAUGUGAGUGCACUGAUUCCCAAGGGCACAGCUGGGCACCUGGUAGCUCCCACAGUGAAGACUGCAACAACUGUACCUGCAUAAAUGGACAGAUAAUCUGUACCAACCAUACUUGCCCUCCAACAGAUUGCAGCUGGAGCCAUUGGUCUGCCUGGUCCCCAUGCAGUGUUACUUGUGAGAAGGGACUUCAGACCAGGUUCAGGACCUCCACAUCUGGAUCAGAAGAUGUGCAGUGCUUGAAAGAACAGACCGAGACAAGGCCAUGUGACCAGGGGAUAUGCCCUCCCCUUUGUCUUUAUAAUGAAAAAGAAGCUCAUGUUGGGGAUACGUGGCUAACUGGAGAAUGUCAACAAUGCAUUUGUACUCCAGAAGGCAUUUACUGCCAGGAUGUGUUUUGCCGAGUGGAUGGAGUGUGGACACCAUGGUCACCUUGGUCUGACUGCCCAGUUACAUGUGGGCUUGGGAAUCAAAUCAGGACGCGUGCCUGUAUCAAUCCCCCACCUCGUAAUAAUGGGUCAGAAUGUCAGGGUCCUGAUACUGAAGAACAGAACUGCAACAGGGUUCCAUGUGAAGACCACUGUUUUUGGGGGCCCUGGAGUAAAUGGACCAAAUGCUCCUGCACAUCACUUGUGCAGUACAGAUACCGGGCUCCAUAUGGAUCACUCUAUGGUCAUCUACCAUGCAGAAGACUGCAGUAUGAAGCUCAGGCCUGCAAACCAGAAGGAUGUGGGGCAACAAGUUGUACACCUCCAUUUGAGUACAAAGAAUGUGGGACCCCCUGCUUCUCUCAGUGCUCCAGUCUGCAGAAAGCAGUGACUUGUAAGGAUUCAGAGCAGUGUCUUCCUGGCUGCUACUGCCCUGAAGGACUUGUACAGCAGAAUGGAACUUGUGUUCGGCUUGCUGACUGUGGCUGUCUUCACUUCAUGUACACUGAUCCUGCUAAUAUCCCAACGCCAUUAUUUCUGCCUCCUGGAGACUCGCUGGUAAUAGGCUGCAAGUUGUGUGUAUGUCAAGAUGGAUUGUUACAGUGCACCAGUGAGACUUGUCAAGGCAAUGUGUCAUUAAGUGAGUGGUCAGAAUGGACUCCUUGUACCCGUUGUCUACCAGCGUCCUCACUUAACAAUAGCACGAUGAGCUUACUGCUGUCUGAAAAUAUGGAUUACUGGAAUAGCACAGAUACCAUGGCAGGUGCAUCAGUAAUGGUAUCAGUUCAACACCGAUAUAGAGUAUGUCUGGAUUUGGAAACAGGGCUUCCAAGGCUGGAUGACACACCACAGUGCAAUGGAGAGUUAGUGGAAGAAAGGCUCUGCCCAGACACCAUGAUUUGUGAAGAUUUUUGCCAAUGGAGUGAAUGGGGCAUCUGGAGUCCAUGCCGGCAGCCUUGCAGUGGAGGAUUCCGUAUAAGAGAACGACAUCCUCAACAUGAGGAUGGCAGCAAACUAUGCAAAGAUCCAUGGCUCCAGUCUGAGAGCUGCAAUACAGCACUCUGUCCAGGUGAACUCUGUGAGGACAGAAGAAAAAAGUAUGAGCCCCUUUGUGCAAAUGAAUGCCCUCGAUCAUGUAUGGAUCUUUGGGAACAUGUGCAGUGUCUGCAAGGAGAAUGCAAGCCAGGCUGCCGCUGCCCAGAAGGUUUUCUUCUGCAAGAUGGGGACUGUGUACCGGUGUCCACUUGCCAUUGUAGUUUUGUAAGCACUAAUGGCUCAGUGGAAGUAGGCGCUGGAGAAACAGUGCUGAUAGACUGUAAUAACUGCACUUGUAUAAAUGGCACCUUUUGGUGCAUAGAAAUGAAGUGCCCGACCUUUGGCCCCUGGUCGAGAUGGAGUCCCUGUUCUGAAACCUGUGGAGGAGGGCAGAUGAUGAGAAACCGAACCUGUGAAGAAAGUACUGAGGGGCUUGAAUGCACAGGAGAUGCUACUGAGAUUAAGGAGUGCAACCUUCAGCCAUGCCCUGUUGACUGUUUAGUAAGUAACUGGUCUGACUGGAGUGAAUGCAGUGUCUCUUGUGGAGGAGGUGUGUCAGUGCAAGAAAGAAGAAUUAUUAUCGCACCACAAAAUGGAGGGGAAGAGUGCCCCUCUGUGCUGCUUCUACACAGACCUUGCAAUGCUCAGAAUUGUACACCAGAGUGCCCUGGGACACAGAUAUUUAGUUCCUGUGCAAAUAGCUGCCCUCAGACAUGUUCUGAUCUCCAUUCUGGAACAGAAUGCCUUCAAGAGGAAUGCAAGCCAGGAUGUACAUGCCCACUGGGACAGGUACUGUAUAAAGACAGAUGCAUCUUUCUAGAGGAUUGCCCUUGCUCACUGGCUAAGCAUUCCAUUCCUUGGCUGCAGAAUGUUACCAUAGAGGAGAGAGAAAAGGAAUAUGUACCAGGGGAGGUCAUUCUCUAUCAGUGUAACAGCUGCAUUUGUCAGAAUGGGACAUUUAAUUGCUCAGAAAAGAACUGUGAUGUGAACUGUACGUGGUCAGAUUGGUCUAGCUGGUCCCCCUGUUCUGUGACAUGUGGUUCUGGAUUACAGACAUCUAGACGCUUCCACGUUCAGCAACGACUUUAUGCUGGGAAAGACUGUGUUGGACCCUCAUUCCAGGAACGCCCUUGCAUUCUACCUGACUGCGAGUGUCCAGUGGGAGAGAGGUGGAAGAGAGUCUCUGAGGCUGCUGUCUGUGAGCGUACAUGUCAAGAAGUUUAUGUGGAUUUGCCAAAAAACUGCAGUUCAUUGCAUCCAGAGGGCUGCAUCUGUGAAGCUGGAAAGUACAGGAACAGCAGUGGGCACUGUGUAACAGCUGCGCAUUGUGAGUGCAUCGUUGGAGACAAAGUGUAUCCACCUGGUGCAGACUGGCAAGAGGAGUGUGAAACCUGUCACUGUCUUAAUGGUAUGAAGAUUUGUGAAGCAGGAUGUCCAGAUCUUUACUGUGUUGAGGGAGAAGUACUGGUAGAAGAACCAGGCAACUGCUGUCCAGUUUGCAGGAAAGAAGUACCUGGUGGUACUUCUGCUGUGUGUCGGUUAUACACUGAAAUCAGAAAUAUUACAAAAGGUAAUUGCAGAAUGGACAAUGUGCAAGUGAGCUACUGUAGUGGGAGAUGUCUGUCUAGAACCAAUGUGAUUCCAGAGGAGCCAUACCUUCAGAUUCUCUGUGACUGCUGUAGUUAUCGUCUGAAUCCCGAAAGUCCUGUCCAGUUCCUGACACUGCAGUGUGACAAUGGAGAAGUGGAGCCUGUUGUUCUUCCAGUUAUACACAGCUGUGAAUGUAGCAGUUGUCAGGGAGGAGAUUUUACCAAGCGUUGAUUCUCAACAUUCUACUCUACAAGCUAGAAGAAGAAAAAGUCCACUUUCUCCUUCAUUUGUAAAGCUAUGUUGAUUUAUAUUGCCAUAUAAUGGUUGUAAAUACUUUCCUAGUAUUUUUAUAUUGCUGAAAUGCACUCUAUUCUUUAUAGCGUCUUUACAAAAUGCUAUGUUUUUCUACACAGCAAAUAUUUAUAUUUUCAAUAAACAUAGCCAAAAGCAACUGC
Protopterus annectens (West African lungfish) is the source of this 17676-nucleotide messenger RNA. RefSeq names its product SCO-spondin-like. Lineage: Eukaryota; Metazoa; Chordata; Ceratodontiformes; Protopteridae. The record is from RefSeq and is a predicted model, not a curated record. Gene Ontology annotation, molecular function: protein binding. Gene Ontology annotation, cellular component: extracellular matrix. The transcript is spliced from 112 exons. The coding region runs from base 41 to 17452 and encodes 5803 amino acids.